CCACCUGUCUCUCUGUUCACCGAGACGAAGGGGAACGUGAGAUCGUCGCUGAUUCGAACGAUCGAUCUGCUAAGACGUAGCCGACACGUAAAAUGGUGGCGUCGCAAAAUGACGGCGGCAGAAGUAUGGAUGGCGGCGGUGGCGGUGGUGAUGGUGGCGGCGGCGGCGGAGGUGAUGACACAGUUUACACGGUGACCGUGAGCGGGGUCGGUUACAGGAACGAGGGUUACAAGGACGACGGCACCGAUGGCAUACCGCCGGAGCCGCAGAAGCCACCGCAACUUCCGGCAGCGGAUGACGAUACGCAAUCGCGGAAAUUCAAACUGUCGCGCAGUGAAAAAUGGCGUAUUUUAAAGAACAUCGGCACCGUCUCCAUCGCUUUUAUGGUGCAGUUCACUGCGUUCCAGGGCACAGCAAAUUUACAAUCGUCAAUCAAUGCCAGCGAUGGUCUCGGUACCGUCUCGCUCUCGGCCAUCUAUGCCGCCCUGGUGCUCUCGUGCAUCUUCGUGCCCACUUUCCUCAUCAAGAGACUCACCGUCAAGUGGACCCUCUGCCUAUCUAUGCUGUGUUACGCACCGUACAUCGGUUCGCAGUUCUAUCCCAAAUUCUACACUCUGGUACCCGCUGGCGUUCUCCUGGGUCUUGGCGCCGCGCCCAUGUGGGCUGCUAAGGCCACGUAUCUGACACAAGUCGGCGGUGUCUAUGCCAAGAUCACUGACCAGCCAGUCGACGCCAUCGUUGUACGGUUCUUCGGCUUCUUUUUCUUAGCGUGGCAGACGGCCGAGCUCUGGGGCAACCUUAUCUCUUCGCUUGUAUUGAGCGAUGGCGGACAUUCUGGUGAUGAUGGCAAUAGUACGACCAGUAGCUGGGAAAAAAUCAAGUCGUGCGGUGCAGAUUUCUGCGUCCUUGGCAACGGAGGCCACGAGAACCUGGAGCGACCACCGGAAUCGGAGAUCUAUGAAAUCUCCGCGAUCUACCUCACGUGUGUUAUCGUCGCAGUGAUCAUCGUCGCUUUGUUCGUCGAUCCCCUCUCCAGGUAUGGCGAGAAACAACGGCGAUCGGACAGCCAAGAAUUGAGCGGCAUCCAAUUGCUCUCCGCUACAGCUUACCAGUUGAAGAAACCGUACCAGCAACUGUUGAUACCCAUCACGAUAUGGAUUGGUAUGGAGCAGGCUUUCAUCGGCGCCGAUUUCACGCAGGCGUACAUCUCCUGCGCUCUGGGCGUCCACAGAGUCGGCUACGUCAUGAUCUGCUUUGGGGUGGUUAACGCCGGCUGUUCCUUGCUAUUCGGUUCAUUAAUGAAAUUUGUUGGCAGACAGCCACUGAUGGCAUUGGGCGCCAUCGUUCAUGCUUCUCUGGUAGUUGUUCUUCUCAUGUGGAAGCCUCACCCUGACAAUCCUUAUGUCUUUUUUUCGGUCUCAGGACUGUGGGGUGUGGGCGAUGCCGUGUGGCAGACGCAGGUUAACGGACUUUACGGUACGUUAUUUAGGCGUAACAAGGAGGCAGCCUUUUCGAACUACAGGCUGUGGGAGAGUGCCGGCUUCGUGAUCGCCUACGCGUAUAGCACACAUCUCUGCGCCCGUAUGAAGCUGUAUGUGAUGCUGACGGUGCUGAUCAUUGGUACCAUAGGCUACAUUAUCGUCGAGUUGUUGCACAGACGCAAACAACGGCGGCUCAAAGCGAUCGCCGAGGAUCCGAAAGCUGCCCAAGCAGCUGCCGAGGCGAAUCAUCCGGAAGAAACCGAUGACGAAAAAGAUGAUCUUGACGACGAGAUCAUCAUCACACAUCUGUGAGCGACGAUUAACGUCGACGAUUAACAUCGUCCCUCCUUAAAAGUCCUCGCACCGCUUUCUCAGCUCGUCGACGGGGAAAUCGAGACGACGGCCGGAAGAUCCGAUCGACCCAUUUCGUGAAUACCUUUUCCUCUAAUAUCUUCCGCCUGUCAUUCCCUCGUUCUAGCUUAUCAAUCUCUCUCAUCUUGAGAUAGAGAUUAAUGAGCUGCUGAGAUCAAUGAGCAGUCGCGGCACUCUUCCCCGUCGACGAUGCGGGCGAGGAAAGCGUGUUCUUCGGCGGUAAAUCCGGAAUGUGGAAUCCGCGUUUGGUCACAAGGAGAUCAAAGUUGAAGCACGGUUUCAACCUUAAUGAAACGGUGGUCUAUAACUUCCACGACGAAAUGGAGAUGCCGGGCGUCGACUCCAUCUUGCGGAUGCUUCUCUUCAAGGUAAUGCCGAGCGUAGUGCGUCUCUCCAGGCUGAAAUCUGGCUUCCACCUUUCUCAGCGGGACCAGAAUGAGUCGAUGAUAGAUAAGUAAUACACUUGUCAAUAUUUGGUGGUGCUAAGGAAUGCAUGGCGAUGUAAAAUUCGCUCUCGUCCUCUGGAAACGUGGAACUUCCGCCUGUUACUCAAAACUAUCGAAUCAACGCCAUGAUGAGGAAUCACUCCGAUCUUCGAUCCGCGUUCUUAAUAUGAGACCUCAUCAUCGCGUUCGUGAAGCGGUCACGAAAAUAACGCGCGGCACAGAGGUAAAAAGUGCAUUUUAUUGCGCGUAGUUCUUAUGCAAGACGCGUAUUUAAAAAUGUGGCGAUUCCUAGAAUUAUUCAGUUUAUAUCACAUAUUUAUUGCAUGCCGAAUGGCAAUGCCUCAACAAUCGUUGUCAUCAUGUAUUGGAGGAGAAGAAUAGAAACGCAUUUUUGCUUCUUUAAAUUUGAAGAAUUAUUAUAUUUUAGAAGAAACAUUAAAUGUUUUAUGUAUUUUCUUCAAUU
Molecule: messenger RNA, 2762 nt
Organism: Acromyrmex echinatior (Panamanian leafcutter ant)
Lineage: Eukaryota; Metazoa; Arthropoda; Insecta; Hymenoptera; Formicidae
Product: UNC93-like protein
Biological process (GO): regulation of potassium ion transport; regulation of muscle contraction
Cellular component (GO): striated muscle dense body; plasma membrane
Molecular function (GO): potassium channel regulator activity
Source: RefSeq, a predicted model, not a curated record